This is a messenger RNA of Cryptococcus deneoformans JEC21, 1067 nucleotides long. RefSeq lists its product as hypothetical. The transcript is spliced from 3 exons. Bases 42 to 956 code for a protein of 304 amino acids. NCBI's taxonomy places the organism in Eukaryota, Fungi, Basidiomycota, Tremellomycetes, Tremellales, Cryptococcaceae. The record is from RefSeq and is a predicted model, not a curated record.
ACCUUUUACGUCAAAAGCAACGCCAUUGACCACUUACAAAAAUGGAAAGAACAGCUAUCCUCGCUCUCAGGAGCACGCUAAACCCUUCCAACACCCUCCGAUCUCGCCCUACCCUCUGCUUCCUCCAGCUCUCCUCCCGCAGAGCGAGCACGACCUCCACCCCUCGACCUCCCACCACCACUGGCAGUCAUCCUGCUCUACAACGGCGUGGCCCUACACUCCAACCUCGAUUACCAUCAGCCACCAACUGGCCAUGGCGUCAGAUCCCAUCUUCUUCUCCUGAUGUGACUGUCCUUGAACGAACUGUCUUCGCCCGACCUUCUGAUUUUAGUCCACCCUUGUUGUUGUUCGCUGCCGGCGUCUGGGGUCUGUUUGUGAUCUCGUGGUAUGCUCUCCCAGACCCUCCCAAAAGAGAGUUGACAGAAGAGGAAAAGGUAAAGAUUGAAGCCGAGUAUGCUGGAGCUGGUUUCUGGUUACAGCUGGGUAACCGUGUAUCAGGCUCUGUAUACUCUUCGGCCCAGCCUAUUCUCAUGGGAGGUGUCUCCUUGAUACUCGCUGGUUUCCUAAUUGCAUCUUCUACGAUUGCCACGAGGAUUACAAUGGUACAGAUGCGACCUGUAAACGGGUCAGGUGAAGGUAAAAGGUUCUUGAAGUUGACAACAGUGGCGCACGAGAUGGUCAAGGGGAUGGUUAAACCAAGAGAGAUCAGAAUGGAGGAUUGCAGCGUUUAUUUCCCUAGUGCUGAACGUGCGACCACUGUCCGUCUGCGCGUGCUCAAACCCGAUGGCCGACCUUUCAAGUACACUCUUGACCGAUUUCCUUACAAUCUUGACUUCAGAGAGAUUAAGGAAGACUAUAAGGUAGUUGAUAAGGAAAUUGUCCUCUCAAUACCUAGAUUGCAACAGACUUUUGGCGCCAUUCUCAAAGGGAAACCCGAUUAUGCCAAGGCAGCGUAAUAAUAAAUCAUGAUCUCAUCAAUGCAUAUUUACACUCGUCAAACUACUGAUGUUGUUACGUUCUUUGAGGAGACGAGGUACGAGAGCAAGCAGAGUGUCGUAUUUUUGAGC